This is a messenger RNA of Babesia sp. Xinjiang, 2031 nucleotides long. Its product is annotated as ATP-dependent RNA helicase DRS1. Gene Ontology annotation, molecular function: ATP binding; nucleic acid binding. Lineage: Eukaryota; Apicomplexa; Aconoidasida; Piroplasmida; Babesiidae. Bases 1 to 2031 code for a protein of 676 amino acids. The transcript has 6 exons. The record is from RefSeq and is a predicted model, not a curated record.
AUGAAGAAUCAAAAUAUAUCGGAUUCUAUCUCGGAUGACGACCAAGAUAUCAGCAUAGAACUUCAGGAUGGUUUUUUUGAUCUACUUGUCGAUAGCGAUGCCGACAAGACACCUCGCCGAGAAGAUAACGCGAAGGCGUCUAAAAGACCACGUGGGAUCGUAGAGGAUAAUGCCUCACAACGUGGCAAGGAUAAAGCAAGUGAGACUAAAGAAGAAGAAACUAGUAUAGAUGGUAAACGUGCCGGGCAGGACCCUAAGCAGCGGAGACCCAGGAACCGUAACCUGGAAGGAACCGUGGGUACACAAGAUAAAACUGCUGUCAACCUACAAAAAACAGAUAUAGAUACAACAAUUGCUCUAAAGGAGGAAAGAAAAAACAAAAGUGACCUUUGCAAACAUCUAACGUCUGAUGCAAGUUGGUCCGACUACGGAUUAUCACGAUCGCUUAUCAAGGUAACGUUAUUCUAUAGACAAUUGGCAUAUUGCUCAAAGGCGGUAUUCGAUAUGGGCUACGAAGCUCCAAGUAUCAUACAGAGCAAGGUCAUUCCAGUAGCACUUGAAGGGAAAGAUCUGCUCGCCACCGCGGAAACGGGCUCGGGGAAAAGUGCAGCUUUCCUCGUACCCACGUUGCAGAGGCUGAUAAAUGCGGGAGUUAUUAGACAAAAGGACGCACCUUAUAUACCAGGGCGUGCACAAAGGGUAGGGACCAAGGCGCUUAUACUUCUACCGACACGUGAACUUGCCGCGCAAUGCUACGACGUAUUCCUAGCACUCACACAAUACCUCAACCAAAAUGGAGUACUACUCACAGGAGGGGUACCCGUAAAGGAGCAGGAAGCUAAACUGAGAAGGAUGCCAUAUAUUGUCUUUGCCACACCAGGAAAAGUUCUAGAUAUCAUGCUCAACUCAAAUUCAAUACACAUGGAUGCAAUCGAAAUCGUAGUACUAGAUGAAGCAGACAGGUUAUUGGAUCUAGGGUUCAAGGACGAACUAGCACAAAUACUAAAACUCUGUAACAAGGAAAGACAAACCAUGUUAUUCAGUGCAACCCUUACAGAGGCAACCAAAGACAUAGUACCGGUCGCCCUCGUAAACCCUAUAUAUAUCAAGGCAGCAGCACGAAUAACAGUAGCAAAAACACUCAAGUGUGAAAUGAUACAACUGCCCAACGAUGAAUUAAGGGAAGCUGCAGCACUAUACCUAUGUUCCAAAAGGUACAGCAGCCGUACUAUACUAUUUUUCCAGACGAAACGAGCCGCCCAUAGGGCGACACUUGUCUUUCAACUUGCUGGACUGAAGUGUGGAGAACUCCACGGUGACCUAUCGCAGUCGAAGCGCUUUGAACAAGUAGAAAAGUUCAAAAAUGGAGAAGUGGACUUCCUAAUGGCCAGCGAACUAGCCUCCAGGGGAUUGGAUAUACCAGGAGUAAUGGCAGUCAUUAAUGUCCACCUACCUACCGAUACUGUUAGGUUUGUACACCGAGUAGGAAGGACCGCAAGAAUGGGUGAAAAAGGUACAGCCAUCACCUUCUAUGUUGAAAAGGAACGUUCUGCGGCCAAGAGCAUGAUCAAGAGUAUCACGGAAAAAGGAUCAAGUCUCGAGAAACAAAAAAUCAAACUCUCAACGGCAGCAUUGAAAAACUACAAACAAAAAAUUGAUGAAAUGGAACAAAAGAUUAAAGAGGUGCUCGCCGGAGAACAAGUCGAGAAGGAGAUGCGUAGGUGUGAAAACGUCAUCAAACGAGGAAGUGACCCGCAAAAAGAAGAAGAACGAGUCUGGUUUAGAUCAAAAAAGGAGAAGAAGGCUGCAUCCAAAAACGAGUUCAUACAGACCAAAAUAAAGGCAGGGUGUGACUCAGAAAGCAUCAAAACUAAUGACACACAAAUGCAACUUCAAAAGAAGAAGAGUAGCACAAAUGCAAAGAAACCGGUAAAAAAGAUGCUUAUGACAAAAACGGAUGCGCGGAACAAAAACGCGAGUGGCGGACGGAACAUGAAGUCCAAAAAGAGGUCACAACGGAGUCACACAUAA